AUACACACAUAUACACAAAAUAUCCAUCUUUACAGUGACAUACCUACAAGCUGUGCUGGUAAAUUGUGACACGCAACGCAAUCACAUUCACAUCAAAUAUCAAUCGCUCUUUCUCUUCCUCCUUCUGAAUCGUCCUUUAUAUAUAUAAUUGAAGAAUCAGAAGGGAAGCUCGGAACAGUUUAGGAAUUGAAUAAGCUAUAGAAUAGUAUAAAGGAAGGGUCCAAAACGCCCAUCGAAACGCUCAUUUUGACUGAAGAAGACGACAAAUUACAGAGACAGUUCCACCUAACUCUACCGCUCAAUUAGUAAUUCAUUUCAUUUCUGCCACCUAAAUGAGUCGCUCAUUCAAAGCUUUCAACAAACACUUCUCUCUCCCUUUCCAUAAACCACGCACUCUCUCUUCAUAUGCUUUCAUCCCUUCCUCUUCUCUCCCCAAUCUCACUGCGUACCGCACUUUCUCCUCCUCUCACUUUCGUUCACUCUCCUCAUCUCCAGCUGCUUCAUUAAUGGAGGUGGUCAAAGCAAUUGCUAAGCAAGAACCUGCAGCUCCUGACAGUGUUGCUAUCAGAGCUGAUCAGAAGAGCUAUAGUUACAAGCAGCUCAUCUCAUCGGCACAGAAGAUUUCUGAUCUCUUGCGUGGCAAUGAUGUGAAAUCAGGAAGUCUUGGUGGACCUCGAAUAGGAAUUGUAGCCAAACCCUCUGUUGAAUUUGUUGCCGGAAUACUUGGGAUUUGGCUUAGUGGAGGUGUUGCUGUUCCACUUGCAACCAGCUAUCCAGAAGUAGAGCUUUUGUAUGUGAUUAAUAAUUCGGAUGUAUCUGCAAUACUGAGUACUGAAGAUCAUAGUGAAUUAAUGCAAAGCAUUGCCGAUAAAAGCUCUUCUCAGUUUUUUCAUCUUCCACCUGUUAAGUCUUCAGAGAAAAGCAGGGAUGAACACUUUCAGAAUGGGGAAAUUGAUGCAGACAGAAUUUUCCUGGAUGACAUUGGAAGAUCAAGUGAAGAUCCAGCACUGAUUUUGUACACUAGUGGAACUACAGGUAAACCCAAGGGAGUUGUUCAUACACAUAGAAGCAUCAUUUCCCAGGUCCAAACCUUGACAAAAGCGUGGGAGUACACAUCUUCUGACCAGUUUCUGCAUUGUCUACCACUGCAUCAUGUUCAUGGGCUUUUCAACGGUUUAAUGGCCCCUCUCUAUGCUGGUUCCACGGUUGAGUUUUUGCCAAAAUUUAGUGUGAGGGGAGUUUGGCAGAGAUGGCGUGAGUCAUAUCCAACUGCAGGAUCUAACGCCGAUGAUGCUAUAACUGUGUUCACUGGAGUUCCAACUAUCUAUGCCCGAUUGAUACAAGGUUAUCAUGCAAUGGAUCCUGAGCUACAAGCUGCUUCAGCAUCUGCUGCAGGGAACCUGCGUCUUAUGAUGUGUGGAUCAUCUGCACUUCCUCAACCUGUUAUGCAAGAAUGGGAAGCCAUCACUGGGCAUCGCUUAUUGGAACGAUAUGGCAUGACUGAAUUUGUCAUGGCAAUGUCAAAUCCAUUGAGAGGUGAGCGCAAGGCAGGAACUGUUGGCAAACCAUUUCCUGGUGUUCAGGUCAAGAUUAUUGCCGAUGAGGAGAGUGGAAAUGAUAAUACUGGAGGGGGUGAGCUUUGCAUCAAAAGCCCUUCAUUGUUUAAAGAAUAUUGGAAACUUCCUGAGGUAACAAAGGAAUCUUUUACUGAUGAUGGAUUCUUUAAGACUGGAGAUGCAGUUACGACAGAUGAAGAUGGAUAUUACAUUAUUCUAGGACGUACUAAUGCUGAUAUAAUAAAGGCUGGUGGCUAUAAGCUGUCUGCAUUAGAAAUUGAAUCAGUUAUAAUAGAGCAUCCAACUGUCUCAGAAUGUUGUGUUUUGGGCUUACCAGACAAAGACUAUGGAGAGAUUGUUGGUGCAAUCAUUGUGCCAAAGCCUGAUGUCAAACGAAAGCGAGAUGAAGAGUCAAAGCCUGCUCUAAGCCUAGAAGAGUUAUCCACCUGGGCCAAGGACAAAAUUGCACCUUACAAGAUUCCAACUCAACUAAUGUUGUGGGACUCACUCCCUCGCAAUGCCAUGGGGAAGAUAAAUAAAAAAGAGCUGAAGAAGCUGCUUGUUUCAGCACAGUGAACUCCAUUUGAGUAUUAUUCACUGGACAAAGUUAUUUAAGACGGUGGCAAUCUCCACCAAUUAUUUAAAGCUUAUUGUUAGGGGGUAAAGGCAGAGAAUAUAGCACAACUUUAGCUUUUUAACUUCCAUGAGGAGGGUUGAAUGUAUUUAAUGAAAAUAUUUAUUAUUUUAAAAAUGAAAACAAAAUAUUUACAUUCUUUUAAUAAUUAAAAAUAUUGAAUGAUGUGUAAUAAAACCAUUCAUAUUUUUUUUUCAUGACAAGUUCUGUAGGUAAACCGAGGAAAUAUAAUGUCAAUACUAUGAAUUUACGAGCAAUCGGAUAUUAUUUGCGU
Molecule: messenger RNA, 2464 nt
Organism: Abrus precatorius (Indian licorice)
Lineage: Eukaryota; Viridiplantae; Streptophyta; Magnoliopsida; Fabales; Fabaceae
Product: malonate--CoA ligase
Exons: 17
Coding region: 333-2132 (599 amino acids)
Biological process (GO): fatty acid metabolic process
Molecular function (GO): medium-chain fatty acid-CoA ligase activity
Source: RefSeq, a predicted model, not a curated record